Molecule: messenger RNA, 1285 nt
Organism: Linderina pennispora
Lineage: Eukaryota; Fungi; Kickxellomycota; Kickxellomycetes; Kickxellales; Kickxellaceae
Exons: 1
Coding region: 207-1241 (344 amino acids)
Source: RefSeq, a predicted model, not a curated record
GGAAUGCGAAUCGUGCAGAUUGCUGCAUCGAGCUCGUUCGCUAGGCCCAAACAUUCAAAACCUGGGCAGAUCCACAGCCGGGCCACAGCCGCCUCUUUGCCUCUGCAAUUUUUCGUACUCGUUUCUUUAUUUUUUUUUUUUCAUUUCCCCCUUCCUCCCUCACACACAGCCUCCCUCACACUCAUUAUCUACAUCUCUUUUCUCGUAUGCAAGACCCGGCGUCAAAGAUCCCACUGCCACGCGGCUCGGUGUUUGAUCGAGUCAAAUGGAUUGAGAAAACACACGGGGCGAGUAAUCCGCUGGCGGACCAGAUCAAUGGCGGCAGCAGAGGCAAGGUAAAGCUGCCACGGGCUUCGCGUGUGUCGGAGCGGGCUGUGCAGAUUAACGAAACAAACGAGCGUAUUAAGGAGCAAGAAUCGCGCAUCCCAAAGCUGUCAGAAAUCAGCGUGCUGGCAGGGAAGCCGGCUGCCAAGCUGGCGGUGCAGCCAUCGCCAGUAAUUAGUGAGGCCAGCACCAUUGAGGUUCCUCCAGCAGUGGAUACCUCAGCGGUCAUAUCAGGAGCAGUUCUGGAGCAAGGGGCAUUCUCAGCGCCAGUCAUGAACAGUAGCCUUGUGCAUUCGCGUAGCCAGAGCAAUGCAUCGUCGACAACACCGGUGAUGCCCAUAGAGAGCAAUGCUAGCCCAGGGGUUGAAUCUGCUGACGAAAAUCAGCAGCUGCCAGCAUGUGGGCCGCCGGUGAGCCUCCAGCGCAUGACGAUUGUCGACGAUAGCGAGGAUGACAAUGAACUUAGCCGCCUGCAGCCAACGCAGGUCAUGGCACGUGGUGGUGCUGACGAUAAGCACCCGCAGCGUGCAGCGACUCUGCCGCGGUCCUUCACAGGGUCGUCGUCAUCGGCAGGACGGCCAAGCCUUGGGGGAGUGCGUGGCAGAGCAAUCAACACUAGCAGGCGGUACCAUAAGGCGCCAAUCGCUGCCUCGCAGGACGAGGCUCGCCCAUUGUCGUCGUCAAAAAGCAUGUCUAGCCUGCAUCACCAGUCCGAGCCCAUUGGCGACUAUCAUGAGCACGAGCGGCCAUCGCUUUUGCUGCGUCUCAACGAGAUCAGUGCCCAGCGGCCAACAAAAACCGACCUUGUCAGUAACCGCUCGUCGCCGCGCUUUGUUAAGCGCUCUCAAUUUUACAGCACCACCGAGCUAAGCACCACUACCACCAGCAUGCACCGUCCUACACGGCGGUUCAAGUGAAAUAAUACAUCACCCCUCCUCAUCUCGCUACUUUAGUGGAAAGG